CUCUCUCCCGCCCUUCCUCCCUCCAGCCGCCCUCCUCCCUGCCCGCCGCCGUCUCCGCUCCGUGCCGGCUGUGGGUGCUGAAGUUGGGCGGAUGGCAACAGCCCUGCUCCGCUAGAGACGAACCGCCGCAGCCCUUCUCGGGAUCGCUGAGCGCCAACUGCACGCAGCCGGGCGGGGGUGGCCGCUUGGGCACUGAAGUAGCUGAAAUGAGAAAGAGGCAGCAGUCACAAAAUGAAGGAACAUCAGCUGUGUCUCAAGCACCUGGAAACCAAAGGCCCAACAACACAUGUUGCUUUUGUUGGUGCUGUUGCUGCAGCUGUUCAUGCCUCACUGUUAGGAAUGAAGAUAGAGGAGACAAUGCAGGAAGACCAACACAUACAACCAAAAUGGAAAGCAUCCAAGUUAUUGAAGAAUGCCAAAACCCUACUGCAGAUGAAAUUUUGUCUUGGGCUCAGAAUUUUGACAAGAUGAUGAAAACACCAGCUGGGAGGAACCUUUUUAGAGAGUUUCUUCGAACAGAGUAUAGUGAAGAGAACCUGCUUUUUUGGCUUGCAUGUGAAGAUCUAAAGAAGGAACAGAACAAGAAAGUUAUUGAAGAAAAAGCAAGACUUAUAUAUGAAGAUUACAUUUCUAUACUUUCACCAAAAGAGGUUAGUCUUGACUCCCGGGUGAGAGAAGUGAUCAACAGAAACUUGCUGGAUCCCAGUCCUCAUAUGUAUGAAGAUGCCCAACUCCAGAUAUACACCUUAAUGCAUAGAGACUCUUUCCCGAGGUUCUUGAACUCUCAAAUUUAUAAGUCUCUUGUUGAAAGUAUUACAGGCUCUACUUCUGAAACUUAGUUUUAAUUUUAAUUUUCAAAUAAAAUAACUUGAUCUUUUCGGGGGUGGGCGGGACAGAAGAAAAGUAGUUUAUUAACAUCUGGAGCUGGGUUCCUGGAGAACUACACUUUAGCUCUACUCAGGCUACUGUGAAGAAAACAAAUACAUACUAUGGUCUCUGUCUACAUUUUUACCAAGGUCCUCCUUGCCUGAAAUAGCAUGGGAGGCAAACAACGGAUUUGCCAAAAUACAUUUGUUUCACAACCCUUUCACCCAACUGCAGUCAAGAUUGCAAUGAUGUAUUUGUAGUUUUAUGAACAGUCUCCUUGUGUAUCCUCACACUGCAUGUGCAAGGUAAAACUGCUUCACUUACCACUUAGUUGUUGCAAUAUUUAAUCCAAUAACAUAAAUUAUAUCUGUAUUUAAGAACUUUUUUGUGCAAUACAGUCUAAUGGUACAUAGAAACAACUGCAGCAAACCAGAAAGAGGCUUGCAUUUUUUAACAUCACUAACUGAAAAAAGCCAAUUUUUAAGGUGUAGCAUUACUCAACAUGCUCUACUGAGUACAAUACACUGACUUUUCGAAGCCAAUAUUUCUGUAUAGAAAAAGAAAGAGCUAUUUAUCACUGUUUAUUUAAAAUAAAUCACAUGGAGGAUUCCUCUGGUUGUUCACUGCCAAAACUGUGGCAUUUUCAUUACAGAGUUUGCAAUGUCAAAAAAAAAAAAAAAAAAAAAAAAAGCACAAACCACUAAAAGGGAUCCGUAUCUGGGUGACACAAUCUAUGCGCUGAUAUUGUUUAAUUGUUAAAAGAACAAAGAUUUUCAAUGUACAUUUCAGAUGUCAGAUACUGUAAUUGAUUUAUUAAAGACUGGCUAUCCAGUUCUAACACUGUUGUAUAAUGUUAUGUACUUCAGCAAAAAAAAAAAAAAGAAAAAAGAAAAAAGAAAAAAAAUAAGAAAACAAAAAACAAACACAGAAAGCUUGAUAAUUUAGUUUUUUUUUUUAAUAAAGAAAUUUAAUAAAAAAUUGCCUACAUGUAGCAUUUUAGAGCAUUUUAGAACAUUUUGAUGAAUUGCAUUUGUCCUGUAAGAUUCUUUUUUUCUUUCUUUUUUUUUUUUUUUAAGGCUAAAUCCAGUCAAAAAAUGUUUUUAAGCAAAGUAAUGUUUUACAAGGUGGUCGGUUAAAGAAGACUUAGCUUCUGGCCUCAUUGAUUUUGAGUAACUCCUUGAGAACAAGGAGUUUGGAAUGUAAUAUUAAACCAAAUUUCAAGGGCUCCUAAAUCUGCAGUUCUUACCCAAGCAAAAUGCCUACUGAAACUCAAUGGGUAUCUUUCCUGGGUAGAGAGUCCUGUAUUGAGCCCUAAAUGAGAGCUAAUGCAGCGCAGUUCUCCAAUCACUUUUCUGCCAUGGUGGUUUUAGUAAGUGUUUGCUUGGCCUUUUUAUCCAAAAAUGUCCAAUUUUAGGAUGCAUUUUGAUGUUUAAAAAGAGAGUGACUUGGAACUUAAAAAAACCAACAUCGUCAUACCUACCAUAUAUGAGACAAAUGAGUGUUCACAUCCCUCACAAACUGCUAAAGAUAAACCAUGAGAUUGUUUUGAACACUAGUUAAAUAUAUAUAUGUAUGUAUGUUUGUAUAUAUAUAUAUUUAACACUGUCAGCUCUGGUCUUGUACUAAUACUUUAGAGGCAAGGUUCUUCUCACUUUCCUAGGACUAAACACAACAUACUCCCAUUGCUUUUGAUGGGUCCAAAAGGUCUUACAGUUGUGUAACUAAGUGGAAUCUAGCCCCAGCAAACUUGGCUCCAACCAGCAAGCUACUCCUUGGUGCCAGCUCUUGCUGAAAUCGCUGCUACCGAGGCUGCUCUGGCUCUACACAGUAGCUGGUAGGAAACAGGUAUUAGUUUAUUUUCUGGGGCUUAUUUUUUCCUUUAUUUUACUACCUCUCUCUCUCUCUCUUUUUUUUCCUCUUAAUUUAUUGAACAUGCUUCAAAUAGCAAGUUGGGGAAUUUUUUAGUCAUUCUUUUUACUUGAAACCUGUGUGCUUUUUUUGGAUAUAUAAGAACAAUUUAACAAACUGUUUCUUAAACUCAUUUGGUUUUGUAAUUUAUAUAGAAUUCAGGAGAUGAUUAAAAGGGCUAUUCUCUAUUCCCUAUGCAACUAUUUUAACUGUUGUAGUGUUUGACAGAAUGGGAUCUAAAAAAAAAAAACUACAAAGUGGAAAACAAAUCUGUUUACAGUGGCGUUGCUGACUAUCCUACCAUAUUCAGCACUUUUAAAUAUUGUUAUUUAUGAAAAUGUAGUUUAAAAUGCAAGACAAAGUAUUUAUAAAUGUUUCUUUUAAUAAAUAACUGUUUUGUCUGAAAGUGUUAUUGUGUUAUGACAACUUUAUUCAUGUUGGUUAGUUACUUACCAUUAUGAAUAAAAUAUUCAAUUAUUAUAA
This is a messenger RNA of Tympanuchus pallidicinctus (lesser prairie-chicken), 3258 nucleotides long. RefSeq names its product regulator of G protein signaling 17 (gene RGS17). The record is from RefSeq and is a predicted model, not a curated record. The transcript is spliced from 5 exons. Bases 207 to 839 code for a protein of 210 amino acids. Lineage: Eukaryota; Metazoa; Chordata; Aves; Galliformes; Phasianidae.